AGGAACGUCAGCUGGUGGGCACCAUGCAGCACUGACGGGGGACAAGGAGAGGCUAGGAAGGAAGAGGAAAAGAAGGAGAAGGAAAAAGGUAAAGAGAAAGUGCGGAGUCAGGACGGUGUGGGACAGUGCUGGACCCUGGGGGACACGGCAUCUCCUCACCUGAACACAGGGCGUCAAGUUUAGCAGAGCCUUGAUAUGCGGGUGACUGCGUGAACUUCUCAAGCAGGUUUCCUCCAGAUGGUGAACAGGACGCUUUAACCCUUGCGAGGCUGAAGGGAAGCAGGAACCCAAGAUGGACCACAACCCGUUUGGCGGUGCUCCCCGUUUCCUGACACGACCCAAGGCUUUCUCGGUAUGUGUUGGUCGGGACACCACACUCAGCUGCACCAUUGUGGGAGACCCAGCCCCGCUGGUCACCUGGGAAAAGGACAAGCUGCCCAUCUCAUCAGGGGGCCGCUUCAAGGCGGUGGAGGAUGGCAACAUGUACCGGCUCACGGUCUACGACUUGACCCUUGAGGACAGUGGCCAGUACAUGUGUUGGGCCAGGAACAGCGUUGGCGAGGCCUAUGCUGCUGUCACGCUCAAGGUGGCGCUGCCGUCCGAGAUGGUGGAGCGUGCGCCCGUGUUCCUGGUUAAGCCUGCCUCUGCCCGGGUGGGACUCGGUGAAGAUGUGGCUUUCCAGUGUCGAGUGUCCGCCUUUCCCGAGCCGACUUUUGACUGGGAGAAGGACGGCCGCUAUGUGGGUGAGUCUAAUCGUGUCAAGAUUAUCACCGAUGGUGAGGAAAGCACCCUGAAGAUCCAGUGCGUGCGCAGCUUGGACAGCGGAACGUACACCUGUCGGGCCCAGAACUCGUUGGGUCGGGCCCACGUGGCAGCAGCCCUGGUGGUAGAGCUCCAGGACCGGCAGCUGGCCAGUGCAGACAGGGGCACCUCGCUCCUCUCUCACCUGCAGAAACGCAAGGAAGAGAUGCGGAAGGACAUCUCCAUCUACCGUGCCAUGGAGACCACCUCGUCUUCCAUCUCCUCUUCCUCCUCCUCCUCUACCGUUUCCAAGACCCCCGAGGGCCUCAGCACCCUGGGGCUCAGCCUUGCUCAGGAUCAUGACUGCGUGUCGGCGUUGGCCGGCAGGCUGCCUAAGGGUGUAUUCACCCGCACCUGUACGGUCACCGAGGGCAAGCACGCCAAGCUCAGCUGCUUUGUCACUGGUCACCCAAAGCCACACAUCAUCUGGCGCAAGGAUGGGGUCAACAUUGUUGAGGGUCGCCGCCACGUCAUGUACGAGGACCAGGCGGAGAACUUCAUCCUCAAGAUUCUGUACUGCAAACAGAGCGACAAUGGUCUGUACACCUGCAACGCAUCCAACCUGGCAGGGCAGACGUACAGUGCUGUGCUUGUAAUUGUCAAAGAACCCAAGGUACCAUUCAGGAGGAAGCUCCAGGACGUGGAGGUGUGGGAGAAAGAGACUGCCAUGCUGCUGUGUGAGGUGCCUGUACCAGCGGCCCGGACCAACUGGUUCAUGGAGGAGACACGUCUGGAGCAGAGCGCAAAGUACAGCAUGGAGGAAGAGGGCACCCUGCGGCGCCUCACCAUCCGUAAUGUCAGCACCAAUGAUGACGCUGUCUACAUCUGCGAGAUGAAGGAGGGCAGCCGCACCGUGGCUGAGCUGACCGUGUUGGGCAACAUCACCAGGAAGCUCCCGCGGAGAACUGUGGUGCCCGUGAGCGACACGGCACUCUUCUGUGUGGAGCUCGAGCGGCCAUGUGAAGGGGCCUACUGGACGCGCAAUGGCGAGCGGCUUCAGGAGGAUGCCCGGGUGUCUGUGGCCUGUGUCCGCCGCCAGUACACGCUGACCAUUCGUGACUGCCGUGCCGAUGACUCCGGAGAGGUUGCCUUCGUGGCCGGCGACUGCAAGACGUCCACCAACUUCUGCGUGACGGCCCCGAGGAAACACCCUCCAGACCCCCCCAUUGACCCUGUGGUGCGGAACAAGACCAACGUCUCGCUCCACCUCUGCUGGUCGCCCCCGGAGACGGACCGCCCUGUGCCCAUCACAGGCUACCUAGUGGAGCGCAGGAAGGUGGGCGCCCAGAUGUGGGUGAGGUGUGGCAGCGGGGGCGCUGUGCAACACACUGAGCUGACAGUGAGCGACCUUCCCGAGGAGGCUAGCUACCAGUUCCGCAUCAGCGCCCUAAAUGACUUUGGCCAGAGCCCCAGCCUGGAGGUCCCGGGAACCUUUUACCUCGAGCCAACUGCUUCUGUGACGACUGGUCUGGUAAGUGGCCCAGCUGUGGUGGGCCAGGAGGCCUCCUUCACCGUGGAGCUCUCAGCCAUCUGCUCAGGCUCCUGGACCCUGAACGGGCGCCUCCUACGCAGCAGGGAUGACUACCUCAUCACCCGCACCAAGACGCGUCACACGCUACUCAUCCGCCGUGUCAGGCUUGAGCUGGACGGGAUGGAGCUGAAGUUCGUGGGCGGUGGCUCGGAGAGCUCGUGUACACUUAACGUGAAGGCGGCAGCCGCCCACUUCACCAACAAAUCUGCGCGGACGGAAGUGGUGUCCUGCAAAGUCCGCAGCUCUGUGCAGCUGCAGGCGGAAGUGUCGGAUGCCUCAGCCCAGGUGCUCUGGACACGGAACGGCCAGGAACUCCAACUGGGGAAGAAGUAUGAGAGCGUGUGUGUGGAUCGCAAACGCAUCCUCAUAGUGCACGGUGUGACCGAAGAGGAUGUGGGCAUUUACGAGUGUGGGUGUGACGGUGACAAGAUGUCUUUCCAGCUCUCCCUUAAAGUGGAGCCCGGCAGGUUUGUCAACAAGCCCAAAGCGCUGUCGUCACCCCUGUCUGAUGACCUGGUCCUGAGCUGUGAGGUGACCACAGCCGAUAGCACGGUGGUGUGGAAGAAGGGUCAGACUGAGAUCAAGGAGGACCAGCGGACCAGGCUCAUCUCGGAGGGCACGCAGCGCAGGCUGGUCAUCAGGCACGCCAAGCUGAGUGACGAGGGCCAGUACACCUGCGAGACCGCCGUCGAUAAAAUAUCAUUCCAAGUCAAAAUCAAGGAGACAAAGUCAACGUUUGUGAAGAAGGCCGAGACAAAGACGGAGUUCUCAUCAUCCUGUGGCGACACUGUGCUUCUUUUCUGCGAAGUGAACCAGGCCAGCGCUCCUGGGAAGUGGCUGAAAAGGGGGCAAGAGGUGAAAGCAAGCAAAGAUAUCACUAUAGAAACUGACGGCACCACCAGGAAGCUCACGCUGAAGAAUGUUAAGGUUGGCGAUGCAGGAACUUACAUUUAUAAACUGCCUGAGGACGAGUUGACCUUCACUGUGAAAGUUGAAGAACCGCAGGCUGCAUUUGCCAACAAGGAGUCAUUGCAGAGGGAGGUGAAGGCCAUGCUCUCCCAGAAGGCCAUUCUGAGUUGCGAGGUGUCCAACGCCCAGACGGAGGUGAAGUGGUACAAGGACAGCAAGCUGUUGAGCUCCAGCAGGAAGAUGCACAUGGAAGCCAAAGGGAAGAGUCGUCAGUUGGUGCUGGACAGUGUGGAGAAAACGGAUGCUGGAGAGUACAUCUGUGAGGCAGCAAGGGAGAAACUUCACUUUACAAUACAUGUUGCAGAACCUCAGGCUGCAUUUGCCAACAAGGAGUCUGUGCAGAGGGAGGUGAAGGCUAUGCUCUCCCAGAAGGCCAUUCUGAGCUGUGAGGUGUCCAACACCCAGACGGAGGUGAAGUGGUACAAGGACAGCAAGCUGCUGAGCUCCAGCAGGAAGAUGCACCUGGAAGCCAAAGGGAAGAGUCGUCAACUGGUGCUGGACAGCGUGGAGAAGAAGGAUUCUGGAGAGUACAUCUGUGAGGCAGCAGGAGAGAAACUUCACUUUACAAUACAUGUUGCAGAACCGCAGGCUGCAUUUGCCAACAAGGAGUCUGUGCAGAGGGAGGUGAAAGUCAUGCUCUCCCAGAAGACCACUCUCAGCUGUGAGGUGGCUGACACCCAGACGGAGGUGAAGUGGUACAAGGAUGGCAAGCUGCUGAGCUCCAGCAGGAAGAUGCACCUGGAAGCCAAAGGGAAGAGUCGUCAACUGGUGCUGGACAGUGUGGAGAAGAAGGAUUCUGGAGAGUACAUCUGUGAGGCAGCAGGAGAGAAACUUCACUUUACGAUACAAGUGACAGAACUUCAGGCUGCAUUUGCCAACAAGGAGUCUGUGCAGAGGGAGGUGAAGGCCAUUCUCUCCCAGAAGACUGCUCUGAGUUGCGAGGUGUCCGACACCCAGACUGAGGUGAAGUGGUACAAGGAUGGCAAGCUGCUGAGCUCCAGCAGGAAGAUGCACCUGGAAGCCAAAGGGAAGAGUCGUCAGCUGGUGCUAGACAGCGUGGAGAAGAAGGAUGCUGGAGAGUACAUCUGUGAGGCAGCAAGGGAGAAACUUCACUUUACAAUACAAGUGGCAGAAACCCAGGCUGCGUUUGCCAACAAGGAGUCUGUGCAGAGGGAGGUGAAGGCCAUGCUCUCCCAGAAGGCCACUCUGAGUUGCGAGGUGUCCGACGCCCAGACGGAGGUGAAGUGGUACAAGGACAGCAAGCUGUUGAGCUCCAGCAGGAAGAUGCACAUGGAAGCCAAAGGGAAGAGUCGUCAGCUGGUGCUGGACAGUGUGGAGAAAACGGAUGCUGGAGAGUACAUCUGUGAGGCAGCAAGGGAGAAACUUCACUUUACAAUACAUGUUGCAGAACCUCAGGCUGCAUUUGCCAACAAGGAGUCUGUGCAGAGGGAGGUGAAGGCCAUUCUCUCCCAGAAGACUGCUCUGAGUUGCGAGGUGUCCAACACCCAGACGGAGGUGAAGUGGUACAAGGACAGCAAGCUGCUGAGCUCCAGCAGGAAGAUGCACCUGGAAGCCAAAGGGAAGAGUCGUCAACUGGUGCUGGACAGCGUGGAGAAGAAGGAUGCUGGAGAGUACAUCUGUGAGGCAGCAGGAGAGAAGCUUCACUUUAUGAUACAAGUGGCAGAAUCUACUGCCAAAUUCCAGAAGAAGUUGCUUAUGAAGGACACAGUUGUGGUUCAGGAGAAUGAAGAUAUUAUUCUGGCCACAGAGCUAACAUCUGAGACUUCCACUACUGUCAGAUGGUUCAGAGAUGGCGUAGAACUAAAGGACAGCAAGAAACAUGAGAUGAAGAAGGAUGGUUUGUCUCGCACCCUGGUAGUUAAGUCAGCUGAGGUCAAAGACAGCGGUUCAUACUCUUGCCAAAUAGCUGAUGAUAAACUAGACUUCAAAGUUCAGGUUAAAGAACUUCCUCUGAAGUUCACAGUGCCUCUCGAACCGCUGACCGUGGAGAUCGGUGGCACUUUGACCCUUGUAUGUGAGCUGAACCGGGCCAAAGGUGACGUACUUUGGUGCUUCAACAGAGUCGAGAUUAAACCCAGCAGCAAAUUCCGCAUCACCUCAGAUGGGACCAGGCGGGUCCUUACUGUGACCACAUUUACCAAGGAGGAUGAGGGAGAGUACAGUUGUGCCUGCAAGGAUGACAGGACUUCAGCCAAAAUCUCCACUAAGGCUCCUAGGCUUGUGCGCUUCACAUCCAAGCUGAACAACAUCGCAGCAGUCGAAGGGAAGGAUGCCACCUUCAAGUGCAGUGUCACUCCGGCCGACGUCAAUGUUAGGUGGAUCCAUAAUGGGGCGGCCAUUGUGACCGGUCCCAGAUUCAAGAUCACACACGAAGGAACCAGCCACUCCCUUACCAUCACCCGUGUCACCAAGGACGAUGCUGGCGAGAUCACCGCAGACGCAGAGGGCAAACUGUCCAGAGCCAGCCUCCAAGUCCAGCCGGAACCUGUGAUCUUCAGGAAGAAGCUGGAGAACCUCACUGUGGAGGAAGAUGCAGAGGCCAAGCUGGAGGUCAAGCUCAGCAAGCCAUCUACAGAGGUCAAAUGGAUGAAAAACAGUGUGGUGCUGCAACCUGGACACAAUGUUGAGAUUCAUGUAGAUGGAGCUCAGCAGACCCUGGUUCUUAAGAAAGUCUCUCAGGCAGAUCGGGGCUACUAUUCCUGUGAGACGUUGGAUGAUAAGACCCAAGCUAAGCUCACUGUGGAGAUGAAGAAGAUCAAGGUGGUGAAAGGCCUGGAAAACAUGAUGGUGAGAGAGAAGGAGACGGUGACGCUGGAAGUGGAGCUCAGCCACGCUGACGUGGAGGGCCAUUGGACCAAGGGUGGGAUCCGCAUGAGAGCGGGACCGCAGUGCUGCAUUGGUGCCCAGGGCAGGAAACAUACACUGACCCUGUCCCAACUCAAGACUGGAGACACAGGGUUGAUCUCCUUCCAGGCGGAGGGUGUCCAUACCUCUGCUCGUCUCACAGUCACUGAACCUGCUGUGAAAAUCACCAAACCAUUGAGGGACACAAGUGUUCCAGAAAAGGAGAAGGUUAGCUUGGAGUGUGAGGUCUCCAGAGCCAACGCCGAUGUCAGAUGGCUCAAGGAUGCUGUGGAGCUAAAGUCAGGGAAGAAGUAUGGCAUCCAGUCACAAGGCUGCAAGCGAAGCCUCCUUAUCCACAAGUGCACCUACGAGGACCAGGGCCAGUACGUUUGCGACGCAACUGACGACAAGACCUCAGCCAACCUAACGGUGCAUGCCCGGGACAUUAAUAUAUUGAGGAACCUGGAGGAUGUGGAGGUAAAGGAGAAGGAAAGCGCAACCUUCAUGUGUGAAAUUUCCCACGAUGAGGUGGACUGUGAGUGGCACAGAAAUGAUAUCAAGAUCAAGGCUGGCGACAAUGUCAAAAUUAGGCAAGAGGGUCGGGUACAUAUGUUGUCAUUCAAGUCAGUGAAGACAGAGGAUGCAGGUGUGAUUAAAUUCACAGCAGAAAAAGCUUCCUCCACUGCAAAACUGAAGGUGAAAGAGCUGCCAGUACAGUUUGUGAAGAAGCUCAGGGAUAAGAUAGCCAUGUACAAACACCGUGCACACCUUGAGUGCCAGGUGUCCCGGAGCAAUGCCACAGUGAAGUGGUACAAGAACAAGAAGGAGAUCCAUACCAGCAAGAAGUAUGAAAUAAUCAGCGAAGAUGUCUACAGGAAGCUCUCCAUUAAUGAUGUGGUCUCUGAUGAUGAGGACACUUACAUCUGUGAUGCUGUUCAUGACAAGACCUCCUGUAAACUGCUUGUAGAAGAACAAGCCAUCAGCAUUGUGCGCGAGUUGAGCGCAGUGGAGGUGACGGAGCCAGCAUCAGCAUGUUUCGAGGUAGAGAUCAGCGUAGAAGCAGUGAAGGCUCCCAAGUGGACACUCAGCGGACAGCUGCUGAGGCCUGGUGCAGAUGUGGAGAUCGAGCAGGAUGGUAAAAUACACCGGCUCACCUUCAGGAAGACUAAGUCCACAAUAUCCGGUCUUGUACAAUUCACUGCUGGCAAGAGCAAAUCGGUGGCCCAACUCACUGUGAAAGAGCGCCCCCUAGACAUUAUACAACCCAUCAGAGACACAACAGCCAAGGAGAGGGAGGCGGUUGUCUUCAGCUGCAGGUUCUCUGCCCCACCCAAGGAGGUGCACUGGCUCAAAGACCAGGUCUGCCUGGAGGCCUCGAGGAAAUACAACAUGAGACAGGAUGGUGCCCGUGUGGAGCUAAUCAUCCACAGCUUGCUUGUGGAGGAUUCUGGGGAGUACUGCUGCCAGGCCGGAGCCUCUGAGAGCAGAGCUACCCUCACAGUGGAAGAGAGGAUUAUUGAGAUUACAAAGCAUCUGAAGGAUGUGCAGGUGGAUGAGGAUGGUGAUGCCACGUUCACCUGUGCGCUCAACUACUCCGAUGAAGAGGUACAAUGGCUUCUGAACGGAAUUCCCCUCUUCUCCAAUAACGUCAAUGAGAUCCACCACGAGGGCAAAAUGCACACCCUCACCCUCCGAGGCCUAACGCCCGAUGAUGGAGGCACGGUCACCGUGAAGGUCAGGGAGACCACCGAAUCGGCUUCCCUCAAGGUCAAAGAGAAACGAGCUGUGUUCCUCAAGUCCCUGGAUGACAUGACUGGGGAGGAGCGGGGUGUCAUCACCCUUGAGUGUGAGGCCUCCAAGCCCCGGGUUUCUGCAACAUGGAGGAAGGAUGGAGUGAUCCUAGCAGCUAGUGACAAAUAUGAGCUGCUGCAUGCUGGAAAGUCUCUGGGCCUGGUCAUCCAUGACUUCACUCAGGAGGAUGCGGGCGAGUACAGCUGUGACAUUGGCACGGACAUAGCUAAGUCAAAGGUCACGGUGCAGGACCUGAGCAUCGGCAUCACCAAGCGGCUGAAAUCAGUGGAGGUCAAGGAGGGUGAGAGCUGCACCUUUGAGUGCAUCCUGUCACGCGAGAGUGCCGAAGAGUGCUCCUGGACUCUGAAUGGGAAGCCUGUGGUCAGCGGUGGGCGCUACAGUUUCUCCAGCAAGGGCCGGAAGUACACAAUGAGCAUCAAAAAUGUGACAGCAUCCGAUGCAGGAGAUGUGGUCUUUGCCAUCAGGGGACUCAGUUCCACAGCAAGUCUGGGUGUCAAGGGGAAGGCUCUCUUUGUGAGCAGAGAGCUGCAGAAUGCCACCGUGACCCAUGGUGAGGAUGUACAGUUCAGCUGUGAGACCAGCCUGCCGGGAGUCAGCAUCAAGUGGUUCAAAGAUGGGACAGUCAUCAGAAAGAGCCAGAAGUACAACAUCAGCCAAACGGGAAACCUCAUGGUGCUGGUGAUCCAUGGUGCCACAUCCAAGGACUCUGGGGAGUAUUCGUGCGAGAUCGAUGGCAUCGCCAGCACAGCCAAGCUGGAAGUCAAAGAGCGGGACCAGGUGUUCACAAGGGAGCUGCGGGACACCCAGGCUGAAGAGAAAAGCACAGUCACCCUGGAGUGUGAGACCAAGUGGCCUGCAGGCAAGGUGACCUGGAGGAAAGGCCUGGCAGAGCUGAAGGCUGGCGGGAGAUUUGAGAUGAAGCAGCAGGGAACUGUCCUGACCCUCACCAUCCGGGGGCUGGAGAAGAACGAUGGUGAUACCUACUCCUGCGAUGUGGGGUCGGUUCAGAGCCAGGCGCAUCUCACUGUGCAAGUUGAACCUGCUGUCUUCAAGAAGAGGCUGAAGGAUUUGGAAGUGCAGGAAGGAGAAAAUGUUACUUUAUGCUGUGAACUGUCUAAACCUGGAGCCCCUGUUGAGUGGAGGAAGGGAAGAGAGGUGCUGAAGUCUGGCGACAAAUUCCAGAUAAAGCAGAAGGACACAUUGGUUGAGCUGAAGAUCAGUGACCUGAAGCCUGAGGACAGUGGAGAAUACUGUUGUGAGUGUGGAGACAAAAAGACUAUGGCCAACAUUGUGGUUAAUGCACUUCCAGUAACAUUUAAGAAACAGCUGAAGAACCAGGAGGCAAUAGAAGGUGACAGCAUCACCCUGCAUUGUGAACUGUCUAAAGCUGGAGCUCUGGUGGAGUGGAGGAAGGGAAGAGAGGUGCUGAAGUCUGGAGACAAGUUCCAGAUGAAGCAGAAGGGUUUGUCGGCUGAGUUGAAGAUCAACAAUCUCCAGUCUGAGGAUACAGGAGAAUACAGCUGUGUGUGUGGAAACCAGAAGACGACUGCACAACUCAGAGUUGAUGAACUUCCCAUCACCUUCAAACAAGAGCUGAAGGACCAGGAGGCUGAUGAGGGUGACAGUGUCAUAUUACACUGUGAACUUUCUAAACCUGGAGCCCAAGUGGAGUGGAGGAAGGGCAGAGAGCUGCUGAAGUCUGGAGACAAGUUCCAGAUGAAGCUGAAAGACACAUCAGUUGAACUUAAGAUCUGUGACCUGAAGCCUGAGGAUACAGGAGAAUACAUCUGCAGAACAGCAGACAAGCAGACUACAGCUCAAAUCAAAGUCAAUGUACUCCCCAUUACCUUCAAACAAGAAUUGAAGGACCAGGAGGCUGAUGAAGGUGACAGUGUCAUCUUACACUGUGAACUUUCUAAGCCUGGAGCCCUAGUGGAGUGGAGGAAGGGAAGUGUGGUCCUGAGGUCUGGAGACAAGUUCCAGAUGAAGCAAAAGGACACACUUGUUGAGCUGAAGAUAGGUGAUCUCAAACCAGAGGAUGCAGGAGAAUACACCUGCAAAAUAGCAGACAAGCAGAGCACAGCUAAAAUCAAGGUCAACGUUCUCCCCAUCAUCUUCAAACAAGAGCUGAAGGACCAGGAGGCUGAUGAGGGUGACAGUAUUACUCUGUGCUGUGAACUUUCUAAACCUGGAGCCCCCGUGGAGUGGAGGAAGGGAAGAGAGGUGCUGAAAUCUGGAGACAAGUUCAAGAUGAAGCAGAAGGACACACUGGUUGAGCUGAAGAUCAGUGAUCUUAAACCUGAGGAUACAGGAGAAUACACCUGCAAAACAGCAGACAAGCAGAGCACAGCUAAAGUCAAGGUUAAUGCUCUGCCGGUUGUCUUCAGACAAGAAUUGGAGGAUCAGGAGGCUGAUGAGGGUAGUAGUGUCACUCUAUGCUGUGAGAUCUCCAAACCUGGAGCUCCGGUAGAGUGGAGGAAGGGAAGAGAGGUGUUGAAGUCUGGAGACAAGAUCCAGAUGAAGCAGAAGGACACACUGGUUGAGAUGAGGAUCAGAGAUCUCAAGCCAGAGGAUGCAGGAGAAUACACCUGCAAAACAGCAGACAAGCAGAGCACGGCUAAAAUCAAGGUUAACGUUCUCCCCAUCACCUUCAAACAAGAACUGAAAGACCAGGAGGCCGAUGAAGGUGACAGUAUUACCCUGUGCUGUGAACUCUCUAAACCUGGAACCCCUGUGGAGUGGAGGAAGGGAAGAGACGUGCUGAAAUCUGGAGAUAAGUUCAAGAUGAAGCAAAAGGACACACUGGUUGAGCUGAAGAUCAGUGAUCUCAAACCUGAGGAUGCAGGAGAAUACACCUGCAAAACAGCAGACAAGCAGAGCACAGCUAAAGUCAAUGUUAACGUUCUCCCCAUCACCUUCAAACAAGAGCUGAAGGACCAGGAGGCCGAUGAAGGUGACAGUAUCAGCCUGUGCUGUGAACUUUCUAAACCUGGAGCCCCCGUGGAGUGGAGGAAGGGAAGAGAGGUGCUGAAGUCUGGAGACAAGUUCAAGAUGAAGCAAAAGGACACACUGGUUGAGCUGAAGAUCAGUGAUCUCAAACCUGAGGAUUCAGGAGAAUACACCUGCAAAACUGCAGACAAGCAGAGCACAGCUAAAGUCAAGGUUAACGUGGAGUGGAGGAAGGGAGGGGUGGUGCUGCAUCCAAGUGAAAAAUAUGAGAUGAAGCGGAUUGGAGCUGCUGUGGAGCUUGUGGUUCACCAGCUGAAGAUGGAUGAUAUGGGAGACUACAUUUGUGACCUUGGGGAGAAGACAAGUAGCGCAUCUCUCAAAGUCAAUGCCCUCCCAGUGUUUUUCAAACAAGAGCUCCAGGAUGCGGUGGUCGAGGAAGGGGGUAGCGUAACCCUGUGCUGUGAGCUCUCCAAACCCAGUGCUCCAGUUGAAUGGAGGAAGGGAGGGGUGGACCUCUGCCCUUGCAUCAAGUAUGAAAUGAGCCAAGAUGGUUGCCGUGCCCAGUUAGUCAUCCACAGUGUAGAUCCAGAGGACUCCGGAGACUACACCUGUGAUGCCGGGUAUCGGCAAAGUACCGCCCACCUGGCCGUGAGUGCCCUGCCAGUGUUUUUUAAGACCCCACUGGAGAAUGUUGAAGGGGAGGUGGGGGGCAACGCUGUCCUCUGCUGUGAGCUGACCAAGCCUGGAGCGCAGGUCUGGUGGACAUGGGCUGGCCAGUCUCUGGAGUCAAGUGGGAAGUACCAAGUGAAGCAGGAAGGCGAUGUAGUGGAGCUCAUCAUCUACAACAUAAAAACAACAGAUGCUGGGGAAUACACCUGUGACACAGGCAACCAAAAGACAUCUGCCAUACUUUCCGUGCCGGAGCUGGAAGUCACCAUUAUUAAAGGGCUGGAGGACUGCGUGGUGUGUGAGAAGGACGAUGCUCGUUUUGAGUGCCACAUCUCCCAUGUCAACAUACCCGAGGUCCAGUGGAUGCUGCAGGGUGUUCCACUGCAAAGUAAUGAAAUGAACUUGAUCCAGGUGGAGGGUAAGGUACACACUUUGACCCUCCGAAGUGUCACGCAGGAGGAUUCGGGCUUUGUGGCCUUCAGUGUAGGCCCCUACAUGUCUUCUGCUCAGCUCAGAGUCAGAGCUACCAACGUGAUCUUCACCUGCGGGCUGCGGUGCCAAGAGGCACAGGAAGGGGGCAGCACAUCUCUGAGCUGUGAGCUGUCUGUCUCUGGGGUACAGGUAAAAUGGAGGAAGGAUGGCGUUGUCCUUGUGCCCAGUGACAGACACACAAUAAGCAUGGAUGGGUCAAAGGCUGAGCUCGUGGUAAACAAUCUGACAAUGGAAGAUGCUGGAGAAUAUACCUGUGACACAGGAGGCCAGCAGACCACAGCUUUUCUAAAGGUCAAAGCGGCUCCAGUUGCCUUCAGGAAGGAGCUGGAGAGCCAAGAGGUGAAGGAAGGUGGAGUCGUAUCCCUGCGUUGCGAGGUCUCCAGCUCUGAUGCAUCCGUCACGUGGAGAAAGGGGUCCAUGGUACUGUCCCAGGGGGAGAAGUACACUUUGCAGCAGAGGGCCUUUACACGUGUACUCAUCAUCCACGAUGUGGUACCAGAAGAUGCAGGAGAAUACAGCUGCAAUGUGGGGGACAGAACGAGUACAGCCACCCUCACUGUCAGAGAACAUGUGUACAUCACCUUGGGGUUGCGCGAUGUCGCCGUGACAACAGGGGAAGAUGCAAGAUUCGAGUGUGAGGUUUCUCAGCUGGGGGUGACUCAUGGCGAGUGGCGACUGGGUGCCAGUAUUCUCCAAAAUAAUGACCUGAACCAGAUGGGUUGCCAGGGGUAUCGGCACAGCCUGGUGCUGAAGAUGCUCACGUCUGAUGACUCGGACGUCGUGUCCUUCACUGUUGGCGAGGAGAGGACUGCUGCCAACCUGCUGGUGCUUGACAAGCCUCAAGGAGCCCCAAUCUUCUUCCAGCAGGAACUGAAGAACCAAGAGGCUGAUGAAGGGGGAAGUGUCAUCUUGCGUUGUGAACUCUCUAAACCUGGAGCUCCAGUAGAGUGGAGGAAAGGGGGAGUGGUGCUGAAACCCAGCAAAAAGUAUGAGAUGAAACAAGAGGGCCGCCAGCUGGAGCUGCACAUCCACAACUUGGAGCCUGAGGACAAUGGAUAUUACACCUGUGAUGCAGGCGACCAGCUGACCACAGCUUCUCUAACAGUAAAAGCGGGUGAAGUUCGCAUCGUGUCUGGCUUGCAGAACACAGAUGUCUUCGUUGGGGAGGAGGCUUCAUUCUCCUGCCAGUUGUCCCACAGGGGGGUCAGGGGGGUGCAAUGGUGGCUGGAUGGCACCCGAUUGCAACAGAGCUCCUUCGCUGAAAUGGGGGUCACUGACGGCAUCGUACACACACUUGUCCUGAAGAACCUAGCAACCAACGACUCGGGAACAGUCACAUUCAAAGCUGGGAACCAGGUGUCCUCCGCCAAGCUCUUGGUCAAAGAUCCCACGGUGGAGGUGGUCAGCUCCAUGGAAGACAAGUGCGUGGUGGAGGGCCAGCCAGUGGAGCUCAUAUGUCAGUACUCGCGGCCGGUGGAAGCAGUGUGGAAAAGGAACGGGCGCCCUGUGCAGGCCGAUGGCCGCCGGGUAGUGAUCGAGCAGGACUGGAACGUGGCCCGGCUGCACAUCAGCCGCGCGACCGUCCAGGAUGGAGGCAUGUACUCUUGUGAGGCAGAGGGCACCUGUGUGACGGCCCUCGUGGAGGUGCAAGAUAAGUCAGUGGACAUUGUUCAAGGGUUGGAGAACGUAGAGACGGUGGAUGGUGGAGAGGCACUCUUUGAGUGCUCCCUGUCCCGGCCAGAGACCCGAAAUUGCCACUGGCUCCUCGACGGCCGGCCUGUGCAGGAGUCAGCCAACGUUGAGAUUGUGGCCUUCGAGAGUGGUCGCCGUCACCUCCUGCUGCUCAAGGAGCUCCAUGCUGCUGAUAGCUGCAGGGUCACCUUCCAGGUUGGCUCAGCAACAACGUCGGCCUUGCUGACUGUCAAAGGCUGGCAGCUCAAAGUGCUGAGGCCCCUUGUGGACCAGACAGUGGUGGUGGGUGAGCAGGCUGAAUUCUGCUGUGUGCUCAGUGAGCCCGUCUCUGAGGAUGAGGUGUUCUGGUAUGCCGACGGCACCGAGCUGCAGCCCAACGACACCUGGGCCAUGCGGGCUGAUGGCCACUCUCAUUACCUGGUGCUGCGUCAGGCCCAUCCUGGCCCGCCCCAGGAGAUCACCUUUGCCGCCAGGGAUGCCCUCUCCAUUGCCAAGCUCACUGUUAUUGCCGUCCCUGAUCCCCCUGAGGACCCCGAGCUGGUGAACAAGAGUAGCCGGUCGGUCACGCUCUCCUGGUUUACACCCCUCCAUGAUGGUGGGAGCCCCAUUCUGGGUUACAGGGUGGAGAUGCGACUAGCCAACAGCGCUCUCUGGCUGCCGUGUCACACGGAGCCCGUGCGGAGCACCGAGUUUGUGGUGGACAACUUGAGCCCUGGUGCGGGCUAUCGGUUCCGUGUGGCAGCCAUGAACCGUGCUGGGAUCGGGGAGCCAGUACAGCUUCCCCAGACUGUGUGUCUUGGUGAGGAGGUUUCCCCUCCAGUACCAGAGCCAGAAGAGGAGAGCACCCAGCCCAGUUUGCCUCCAGAGGCAGCCUCAGAAGGAGACCUGCACCUUCUCUGGGAGGCACUGGCAAAGAAGCGCCGCAUGAGCCGGGAGCCCACGCUGGAUUCCAUCUCUGAGCUCCCUGAGGAGGAUGGCAAAGAGUCAAGGGUGGGGAAGGAAAAGGAGAUGGUGGAAAAAGAGAAGAAAGUAGAGCCAGAUCCUAGCCUCUAUACCAGCUCUGAAGAUGAGUCCAUUACUGGUCCACCAUCAUUAGUGUCCUACCUGAAGAAGAGCAGCAAGUCUACCAUCACCGUUGCAGGUGGACAGGCACAGAGCAUCUCUACUAAGAAGUUCUAUGAGCACUUCCAGAUGACUGAGUCGGUUCAGGAGUCAACAGCUGUGAAAGAUGUCAAGGACGAAGAAGCAGAGAUGCGGGAGGCAGCCAUCAAAAUCCAAGCAGCAUUCAAGGGCUACAAGGCUCGCAAGGACAUGCGACCUGUCUUCAAAGAGGUCUUCAAGGACCAGACAGUGGAUCCCAAUGGCACCAUCCACUUGGAAUGUGUUGCGGUUGGCAGACCUGACAAGGUUCGCUGGCUGAAGGAUGGUGAGCUGCUGGCAGAUGGCAAACACCACCAUAUCGAUAUUUACAAUGAUGGUACCUGUUCACUGGUCAUCACGGGAGUGACCACCAAAGACACGGGCAUCUACACUUGUGAGGUGACCAACAAAUUUGGUGUCACCAGCCAUAGCAGCAAGGUGACAGUGGGAGUGCCACGGGGGGAGCUAGGCUGGCGGCCAUUGCAGGUGCCCUAUGGUUACAGUGCAGACAGCGAGCCAGAAAGCUCCUCGGGGAGUGAGAUGGAUGAGUCUCUUCGACAGGCUAGCAAGCGGCUGAGGCACCUCCUACGUAUUCAACUUCCAACAGACAUGCCGGGUCUGGAGGAGGAGUCCUUUGUGAGUGCUGAUGAAGGUGAACUGCCACCACCUGACCCCUACUCGUACCGUGAGGAUGACCGUUACAUCUACAUCCGCUUUGACAGCCUUGCUGAGGCUCAGACGGCCUCCCAGCGCUUCCAGGAAAUGUUCACUGCCCAAGGUGUCCCUGUGGAGACCACCAUCCUGGAGGGGGGACCACGCAAGGUGGAGCUGCGCAUCAUGAAGCUGGGCUACAUUCAGGAUGGCUCACGCACCCCCACGCAGGACAAGCAGUCGCCUGCCUUUAUGGCUGGAGCUUCUGCUGCCCCGGUCUUCCUGACCGAGCUGCAGAGCCAGGAUGCACCAGAAGGCUACCCAGUCAGCUUUGACUGCGUGGUGAUUGGAAAGCCCCCACCCAGUACCCGCUGGUACAAGGAUGGCAAGCUUAUUGAAGAGAAUGACCACUACAUGAUCAACGAGGAUCAGGAGGGCUGCCACCAGCUCAUCAUCACAGCCGUGAGGCCCUCAGACAUGGGUGCAUACCGAUGCGUGGCCGAGAACAGCAGUGGCAUUGCCUCCACUACGGCAGAGCUCCGGGUGGACUUGUCCUGUAGCUCAGACUAUGACACUGCAGUUGAUGCCACAGAGACUUCCUCGUACAUCAGUGCCAAGGGUUACAUGUCCAGGGAGACGGAGGCCUUUGAGUCUGUUACUGAGGAAGAGCAGUUGCCGCAGGUGGUUGAUGAGCUGCGUGAUAUGCGCAUCUAUCCUGGGGCCCCAGUAGCUAAGAUGCAAGUCAAGGUCAAAGGCUACCCCCAUCCCAAGGUGUACUGGUUCAAGGAUGGGGAGCCCCUGCGGCCUUCAGAUCACAUCCUGGUGAGAGAGGAGAAAGGCCUGCACAGUUUGGAGGUGCUGGGGGUGACCCGAGACGACACGGGAGAGUACUCGGCCUACAUCACCAAUGCCGCCGGUUCUGCUUACUCCUCAGCCAGGCUGCUGGUGUUGGGUCCUGGUGAGAAAAUAGCUGAGGAUCCUUCAAAAGUGAAAGGUACCAAGGAGCCUCUGGUACCGCCGCGUUUCUUGGAGAGGUACCCCAAUCGAACGGUGAAGAAGGGAACGAGCAUCACUAUGACAGUCAAAGUAGAAGGCUCCCCUGAGCCCUUGAUCACUUGGCUGAAGGAGGAGUCUGCAGAGGACGUGCUGUGGAUCAAGCCUGACACGCCUGGCUACAAGGUGGUCAGCUCCGGCCAACGGCACAGCCUCAUCCUGAUGGACGUGGACACAACCUACACGGGCACUUACACUUGCAUCGCAACCAACCGGGCAGGCCAGUCUGUGUGCACCGCCCGCUUGCAAGUGGAGGAUGUGCCAGUAAAGGAGGCUCCUGUGGAGAAACAGACAGUGAGAGCUGUUCAAGAGGUUCUUGGAAUCACCAUCAGUCCUCCAGAAGAUGAGCCAAGUACUAUAAAAGCAGAGCAAAAGUCGGCUGGCGCCUUCCUGGGUGAAGUGGGGACAGAGGAGUUCCUUCAGAAGCUCACCUCCCAGAUCACAGAGAUGGUGUCUGCCAAGAUCACCCAAGCCUCCCUGCGAGUGCCAGGGGCAGACAGCGAUGAUGAGACCAAGACCCCAUCCCCAUCGCCUCACCACGGCCGCUCCCGUCCCGCCUCACUCAUCGCAGAUUCCUCAUCUGAGUCAGACGAUGGCGAGGCCAGAGGAGAGAUGUUUGAUAUCUACGUGGCCACGGCCGACUACAACCCCACCGGUCCUGGCAAGGAGAUCAUCUCCCUCAAGGAAGGACAGUACGUGGAAGUUCUUGACUCAGCCCACCCACUGAAAUGGCUGGUCCGCACCAAGCCCACCAAAAUGACGCCAUCCCGGCAAGGCUGGGUCUCUCCGGCAUACCUCGACAAGAAGCUGAAGCUCUCUCCGGAUGCUGCCGCCCCUGGUGCUGAACUGCCGGAAGCAGGAGGAGAGCAGGUUUCAGAGGGAGAGUACAAGAAGAGACUUUGCCAACUGAUCCAGGAGAUGAUCAACACAGAGGCAGCAUUUGUGCAGGAAAUGGACUUCCUCACCUCACACCACCUGAAGCAUGUUGAGACGAGCACUGAUGUACCAUCCAGCGUUAGCAGCCAGAAGGAAGCCAUCUUCAGAAACAUCGAGGACUUGAAGACUUUCCACAGCAGUUCCAUGCUUCCGAGCCUGAGUGAGUGUGAGACUGAUGAUGAUGUAGCCAUGCGCUUUAUAAAAAAUGCAGAGGGCUUUGAGAAGUAUCUCAAGUAUCUGGUCGGCCAGAUGCAGGCAGAAGCUGCCAUCAGCGACAAGAGCGUCCAUCAGUACUUUAAGGAGUUUGCAGAGAAAGAACUGGCAGGAAUUGACCCUUCAGAAGGCCCGGUGCUGAGCAUCAACGCCUACUUGCAGAGACCACUGGAAAGGGUCCAGAAAUACAAGGCCUAUCUGAAGGAGAUGAUCAGGAAUAAGGCCCGAAAUGGGCAGAACUGCUGCCUGUUGGAAGAGGCCUACGCCGUAGUGUCAGCACUGCCACGGCGCUCUGAAAACACACACCAUGUGUCUCUGAUCGAGAAUUACCCCGCAACUCUGGAAGUUCUGGGCGAACCCAUCAGACAGGGCCCUUUCACGGUGUGGGAGGGCGCCCCUGGCAUCAGGACCUCAUCGAGAGGACACCAUCGGCACAUUUUCCUUUUCAAGAACUAUAUCAUCAUCUGUAAACCCAAGCGGGACUCCAACACAGACACACAGAGUUACACAUUCAAGAACAUGAUGAAGUUGACCAACAUUGACGUCAAUGAGACGGUGGAGGGCGACGACCGGGCCUUUGAGAUCUGGCACGAGCGAGAGGACUCGGUGAGGAAGUAUACACUUCAGGCUCGCACUGUCAUCAUCAAGAACUCAUGGCUGAGGGAUCUGCGUGAUCUUCAGCAGCGCUACAGCAUGCCAGCCUGGAGUGCUCCUGACUUUGAUGAGAUCUUGGCUGACUGCACAGCAGAGUUGGGGCAGACUGUCAAACUGGCUUGCAAGGUCACAGGUGUCCCAAAGCCAUCGGUCACCUGGUACAAGGAUGGGCGUCCAGUGGAGGUGGACCCCCACCACAUCAUCAUCGAGGAUCCCGACGGCUCCUGCACCCUCAUUCUGGACAACAUGACAGCUGACGACUCGGGGCAGUACAUGUGCUUUGCCAUUAGCAGUGCCGGUACGGCCAGUACGCUGGGCAAGAUCACGGUUCAGGUGCCCCCCCGAUUUGUGAACAAGUUGAGGAAUGCACCACUCAUCGAGGGAGAGGAUGCCCAGUUUACCUGCACCAUCCAGAGUGCCCCCCAGCCCAAGAUCAGGUGGUUCAAAGAUGGUCGUUUGCUGACAGACCAGGAGAAGUACCAGACGUACAGUGAGCCCAGGAGUGGAGUGCUGGUUCUAGUCAUCAAAAAUGCAGGAGAGCGAGACCUUGGCCAGUAUGAGUGUGAGCUGUCCAACCGGCUGGGGAGUGCCCGCUGUGCUGCGGAGCUGUGCCCGGCUUCGGCCAUGAUGGCCAGUGAGCGCAGAGGCGAGGUGGUCACCAUCGAAGUCACAGAGCAGGAGACUAAAGUGCCAAAGAAAACCAUCAUCAUAGAAGAGACUAUAACCACUGUGGUGAAGAAUACACGCAUGAAGAGGCGCAUGUCACCCGGAAUAUCGCCAUCUAGGAUGCCUCGGCCCGACUCGUCUACCCAGGAUCCUGUCUCAACCAGGGCGAGAAAGGCUACCACCCGCUCUUACACAGAGACAGCAAAGAAGUCCACAGUUCCCACCUUGUAUGUGACCGAGCAUGAGGGAGCCGCUGCCGGGGCUGGAGAAAAGCCCAGGUGGGUUGAGGUAGAGGAGAUCAUUGAGUACAAAGUGAACAAGUCGCCCAAGCUGCCUCGAAAGAGGGGCUCCUCUCCAGCUAGAGAGCAGGUGCCUUUUUCCAGACCUUGUAGGUCUCCACGGGAUGACCCCAACACCAACAACUCCAACAACAAGCUGGUGGAGCAGGGUGGUGCCUCUCUCCCCAGGGAGACCUUCUCAAAUCCCAGCGUCCAGCCUUUGACCUGGGAGGAGGAGCAAGACCUGGAUUCCACUGAGCCUCCGCCCGAGGAGCAAAGAGGGCAGGAUGGGGCAGACCUGGCCCACAAUAGAACAGCUGGUGAGGAGGAGGCGCAGGAGCAGGACUGGCCAGAUGAGGACACAGUCAUUAUUGAAGAACCAGACGAUGAGACUGACGACCUCAUGAACAGGGAGGCUAAGAUUUUGACUCAAGAAGGCAGAGUACUCACAUUGGAGGACCUGGAGGACUAUGUCCCAGGCGAAGGGGAGACCUAUGGAUGCUCAGCAGGCAGCGGACAGCAUACAGCCCGUGAGCCGUGUGAGAUUGCGGUUGUUCAAAGGGAGAUCAAUGAGCCUACUGUAGGCAAGCCUGUGCUGCUCAGUGUGGGGUGCCCUGUGAAGCCAAAACCUCAGGCAAACUUCUUCAGCCGCUUUAAGCAGCACCUGUCCAGCAGCCUAUUUACAUCUAGCAGCCCGCAGGACAGCAGAUCUCACCCCAGUGGAGAGCGGGAGGUCCCUAUUCGACUGAGUAGUAUGUCCUCCUCCCAGGCCCAGCCAGAGGGUGCUUCCGGGAUAUCUUCUGAAAGCCAGGCCAAGCUUGAGAUCAAGCCUUCGUACUGCAUGGAGGUCCAGAGGGGUGUGCAAGGCAGACAGCAGAGCUUCAAAACAGAAGUAUCUGCACGCACCUUCAGCUACACUCCAGUGGGGACGCCAGUCACUCUACACAUCAACAAGAGGGACAAGUAUUCUAUUCCAAAGCCUUAGAUAGUGCAAUUGUGGAAACAAUGGGAGGAUGAUAAUACUCCUUAGUAUUUCCACAAAUGUACCACCACCCAAAACAGGCAUAAAACAGCCCUUUAGUCUUAAAUGGGAACAUUUCUGUAAAUCCUACCUACAUGUAAAGACAUCGCCUGUGUAUUACAUGCAUUUUCUGUUCAUGGUGACCAUUCCGUUUUGAAGCAGUGAAGUUCAUAAUGACACAUUGAUUGGUUUUCCUGUGUGUAUAAUUAUUGUACUCUAAUUUUCCAAUGAAUGAGUAAAAUCCACAGAAAAUGCAAUCAACAUCUAUAGAUUCUGAAGCUUUACAGUAGCUGAUUUAAAUAAUGCGAGCGGACAGGUUAUUAAUGGUUACCUGAGAACCAGCAAUGGUCUUCCUGCAAGUCCCUCUGGUGCUCGGCUCAUGUUGUGGACAUAGAGAAUAUUUAAAAUCCACAGAACAGGUGGACUCACUUUCUGUUUUUAAACUCUGAAUAUUUGCACAAGAUCAGCUGAGAUAUUUGAAUAUGUUGAAGUUAAAGAUCUUUAAAACAUUUUGCCCUGUUGGAUUUUUAACAAGGCUGAUUCCUUAUUUGGUUUACAUCCAACUAAAAGCUUGAUGAAGACAAACUUUACACUUUUGUGUGGAACUUAAGUAUUUUUUUUAACCAAAAAAAAGGAAAAAACGAUUUUAUAACAAUGUAAUAUUUAAAAUAUUUUAAAUUUAUAUUUUCAACGAUGAUACACAAUUGAUUGAGAAAGUGAUGUCUUGCUGUAUGAGCCAGCAGAAAAGGUUUGUGUUACGCAGUUACGGUAUGUUUACUGUGGUAUUUUGUACCGGAUCAAGGAAAGCUACUGUUUUUCUACAGUAGGCAGAAAAAAUGAUGACUGCUACUUAAACUCUAUCGUGUAAGCCGGGCAUGUGAUAAAACAUUUUGUGCCAAAAAUUAAUUCAUUAAAAUACCGGUAACCUUAAAGAGUGACAUUUUUAGUCAUACUUUAUACAUAAUCAGCGUGAAACCGUACAAAGUUUGUCAUGAAAGGCAUUUGGAAUAAUCUAGCGAAAGCGUAUUCUGGAGUUUCAUUAGACGUCCAUUGCCUUUCAUCCAUGUGGCUUUGUGACGCUGUUACCUCUAAGUGUUUAAUGCUGUAGUACAGAAUGACUGAGGCUUUCAAGAGCCAAAAGAGCUCUAUUUAAGUCAUGUGCCAAACACGUGAAAGUAGAAUGUUUAACCGUUCGGUAUAUUGCACUGUUUGUUUUUUUUAAGCAAUACUUUUUAGAAAAAUACUGUGUUCAGGCAUGUGCUGUUUGUAUGCCUCCAUAUUCAGUGCCAAAAUGCCACAGUAAUAUGAAUUUCAUCCUUCUGAAAAUUGUACAAUUUUUUCAGUCGUGUAAUUAGAAGUGGUUGUUACUGUAAGUGAAAGAAGGGCUCCUGCACCACAGCUGUGUGCUCGGUUGUAUAGCUGUAAUGUCUAAAAGUUUUUCAAACUGGCUGCAGUUAAACACUUUGAUUUAAUGAUCAGUGUGUGCACGUUACACAGGGCAUUGGUGUUUGCCCACUUCUGCUACGGUGUGUGUGAAGAUUUUGUGUUGUUCUGUUCAGUCAUGUUGAUUGAGGCAUCCUGUGAAAACACAGAGCAAGACUGACUCGUAUGAUGGAGGUGAACAUGCACAAAAGAAAAGCUGUGUUUGUAGUCCUGCAUCAUGUUAGAAUAGAUGUUAGUCGUGUUUGAAGUAUUCCAGGUGUGUGCCAGACAGAACCUUUUAACAUCCAUUAAAUAAAUUUUGCAUCUGAAAAAUCAAA
Molecule: messenger RNA, 22152 nt
Organism: Scleropages formosus (Asian bonytongue)
Lineage: Eukaryota; Metazoa; Chordata; Actinopteri; Osteoglossiformes; Osteoglossidae
Gene: obscnb
Product: obscurin, cytoskeletal calmodulin and titin-interacting RhoGEF b
Exons: 81
Coding region: 293-20356 (6687 amino acids)
Molecular function (GO): protein binding; guanyl-nucleotide exchange factor activity
Source: RefSeq, a predicted model, not a curated record